Molecule: messenger RNA, 1334 nt
Organism: Dendronephthya gigantea
Lineage: Eukaryota; Metazoa; Cnidaria; Anthozoa; Malacalcyonacea; Nephtheidae
Exons: 4
Coding region: 93-1319 (408 amino acids)
Source: RefSeq, a predicted model, not a curated record
UUCAGUCACAUUUCACAAUCCAUUCCAUGUAAAUAAAAACUUUAGUUGUUGUUGAAUGUUGGAGUUCCUCGUUCUGGUUUAAAAGAGCAAUAAUGUCCGACCUUAGAGAAGCGUUGUGGAAAAACGAUAAUGUUCUACAAGAAGCCAUGGUAAAGUAUGUAAGACAAGGCCUACAAAGGCGCGAAAUUUUGGAUUUCCUAACUCGUGACUUUCCGCAAUACACGUGGAGUCUUAGAUCACUGGACAGAAGACUUCGUCAUUUUAGUAUAUAUUUCAACGAUGAUAGUGUAACAGUAGAUGAAGUUAUUCAGGCAGUUCAAACCGAACUGAAGGGGCCGGGGUUGUUAUUGGGAUAUCGUGCAAUGCACAAGAAAAUUCGCCAAGAACAUUGCCUCAAUGUUACUCGAGAUCAAGUGUACGAUGUUAUGAACGAAUUGUGCCCGGAAGGUCUCGAAGCAAGAGGUGGCGUCGGUGAAAAGGAGCAACGAAAAAAAGGAAAUUUUACCACGAAAGGCACUAAUUGGGUCCACUCUCUCGACGGCCACGAUAAGCUAAUGGGAUACCAAAAUUCAACUUUCCCAUUAGCUAUAUAUGGUUGCCUGGACACCGCAAGUCGAAAACUUCUCUGGCUAAGAAUAUGGGUGACCAAUUGCGACCCUAAGAUCAUUGGGAAAUGGUACCUGGAGCAUCUCUAUGAAACACGAAUAAUUUCUGCCAUUCUCAGAGUAGACAAAGGCACAGAGACAGGGGUGAUGGCUACAAUGCAUUCAUUUUUGAGGAGGUACCACGGCGAUAUGGAUCCACAAGACACCGUUAUUUAUGGGCCAUCAACAGCAAAUCAAAUUGAAAGGUGGUGGAAAGAGCUUCAUCAAAGAAUGGAAAAAUUCUUUAAAAGUCAAUUAUGUUGGCUGAAAGACCAAGCCCACUACGACCCCCAUAAUAACACUGACAGAAUGCUUUUAGCCUUCAUCAUGGUGCCACUCAUACAGAAGGAGUUAGACAUUUUUCGGGAAAAGGUGUGGAACACACACAGAAUUAGGCUACAGAAAGACACAGUACUUCCUGAUGGUGUACCAGAUCAUAUUUACAACUUUCCUGAACAGUAUUAUCUUGAAGAAUGUGAUAAGUUACAAUUAAGUGAGAACCAACUUGAAGAGGCUGCAAAAGAAUCGGGUGUUCUAGAUGUGCCAGGCGACUUUCUUACUGAAGAAUUCAGAGCAGAAUGCGAGCGCCUAAUUCCAGAUUAUGACACAAUCAAACCAGAUGAAUGGAUAACUGCAUAUUUAUACUUGAAGGACAAAUGCAGUGUUUCAAUGUAAUUUUGCUUGUUAUUG